Messenger RNA from Dentiscutata heterogama, 1077 nucleotides. The record is from the annotation of a GenBank genome assembly. Lineage: Eukaryota; Fungi; Glomeromycota; Glomeromycetes; Diversisporales; Gigasporaceae.
AUGUUGAUUAAUUCAUCACCUUCGUUUAAAAUAAUUGUUGAACAAGAAACAAUUACGAUGCAUGGUUCACCUCAAGAAAGCGCAGGCAAUGCCUUGAGAGGUCGAUUGGUCUUAGAACUUAGCGAAGCGACAAAAAUAAAAUCAAUUAAAUUGAGUUUUCAAGGAAAGUCAAAAGUAGUUUGGCAUGGAGACUCUACUUCAAAAUUUCAAAGUGAAGAAAAGAUUAUAUUCCAACAUGAUUGGGUAUUUCUUCAACAAAAAAAGUAUCAUGUUCUAGAACCUGGUAACCAUCAUUGGGAUUUCGAACUUGUUUUACCUGGCUCAUUACCUGAAACGAUAACAGGAUGUGAUCAUGGUUCCAUUGAAUAUAAACUAAAAGCGAUCGCGGAAAGACAUUCUCUUGCUCUAAACUUGAAUGCACGACAAAAAAUAACACUUCAACGUUGUUCAUUCUUAAACUCAGAAGAUGCCUUAGAUACAGUGGUAUCAAGUACAUGGACGGAUAAAGUUGUUUACGAUCUUUCAGUUGAUUCAAAAACUCUUACAUUAGGAGACGAAAUAUCACUUUCAAUGGACCUUAACCCUUUAAAUCAAUCACUAAGAAUUCAUGAAUAUUCAUUGUCAUUUAAUGAAUGUGUUUCUUACACUGUCGGUUCUCAUAAAAGAACUGUAUCAAAAACUCUUAAAAAUAUACGAGGUGAAACACUUCAUUGGAACGAACAUCUUUGGUCAGACUCACUAAAAAUAAGAAUACCCGAAUCAAAAGAAAUUUGUCAUUAUGAUUCAGAUAAUUCUAUUAUUCAAAUAUCACAUGAAUUAAAAUUAAGUAUAAUUUUCGCUAUCGAUGAAAACCGCUUUAUUGAAUUACGAGCCGCACUACCGAUUGUAAUUACAUUGAAUAAUGAUGAUAUGGAAUUACCUCCCUACAGGGAAUAUGAUCCUUAUAGGACUCAUUCAUACGGAGUUGAUCAUCUUGAAAAUGUCAACAUCUCAUUACCUUCUUAUAAUAGCGUUAUUACCAAUACAUCAUCUACUUAUAAUAAGGACUCAACACCACCCCCAAUUUAUGUUGUAUAA